This is a messenger RNA of Ambispora gerdemannii, 1656 nucleotides long. Lineage: Eukaryota; Fungi; Glomeromycota; Glomeromycetes; Archaeosporales; Ambisporaceae. The record is from the annotation of a GenBank genome assembly.
AUGAACUCAAAUGAUCCAUUAUCGGCAGCAGGGAUGGGAGCGACAGCAGGAUUGCAAUUACUUUUACCAACCUAUGAUGUUUACGACCCAAACUCUCAUUUAACAUCAACAUCGGUAGCAACAACUUCUAAUGCUGCAGGCACAUCACCUGUUAGUGCAGAAGUGGACGGCUUGCCGGAUGAAGGUGGGAAGUACGAUCUUGAUACUGUGUCGGUUUUCGUCGCGAAACUCUAUCAACUGCUGGAUAGCGACGAAUACAAAGAAUAUCUUACGUGGAAUGAGACGGGUGACGUGUUUGUGAUAUGUAAUAUGGAUGAAUUUGCAGCCAACGUAUUACCAAAAUUUUUUAAGCAUUGUAAAUUUACGUCUUUUGUUAGGCAAUUGAAUAUUUAUGGAUUCUAUCGAGUAUCAGAUGCACGUAAAUCGAAACAUGUUCGUAGUAAACAUGCGUGUGUAUUUUCACACCCACAAUUCCGUCGUAAUCGACAAGACCUGUUAACGAACAUCAAACGCAAAGUAUCAAAACCGCAUAAAAAGAGAGUGAGACCAACCGAGUCAUCUUCAUCUUCAAUAGUGGGAAAUAACAAUAAUAGUAUGGCUACAUCUCCGGUGGACGGAUACGAAACAACAACGUCAACCAGUUUAAAACGUAGUUUUCCCGAUGACAAAUCGGACAACAAUAAUAGUAAUUUGACAUCACCCACCGAUGUUACUCUUAAUCGUUUUUUAGUACGUUCUUCUUCCGAUGCUGGAAAAGAUUACAUUCCAAGUGAUGGCGGCAGCAAUAAUAACAGUGAGGCGGAUUUGCUAAUGCACGACAAAAUUAUCGCGCUAACGGCCACCACCGAUAACCUACGUCAAGAAAUGAAAGACAUGCACAGUUUUGUUGCUGAUCGAUUACUCCCGGAAGUGAAACGUCUGGCUGAUGAUCUAAGCAAACAUCAGAAUCAUCUCGUGGCAUUAACUCAAUUGGUUACUGCUUCGUACCCCGAUGGGAACACUUUAUUGGAUAAUGCAUUACGUAAUUUUAGUAAUCAACAGGGAUUUUCAACGACUGAUUCGUCGGCAUCGUCUUCCACAAAUUACAUUAUUCAUCAAAGGAAACGUAUACGAACGGAUCCUGCAGCAACCAAUGUCGAUUUAACAACCGAAUCAGGAGCAACAAUAAAAAAUGAAAAUACAAUUGGAACCGCAUCAAUAUCUUAUAGUGGAUUAUACGCAAAUGGUUCUCAUUAUAACAAAAAUCAAAGUCAUCACACGCAUAGUCCGAUAACUUCAACUACUGUCCCAUCUUCUAUCAUAACAUCACCGUCUCAUCCGCAUCAUCCGCAUAAUUUUGGUGGUUUCGCCGGAUCAAUCAUGACCGCCGGAUCAACAUCUGCUGCUACUUCUGCAUCUACAGGUUUCAACGAUUCAUGGAAUACACCGACAACAGCAUCUACUGUAAUGAUACAAGAUCCUCUUAGUUCCAGUAGAGGAAACAGUCCUCAUAAUCAGUCACAUCAUCGAGAUAAUAUUAUUGGAGCUCCUUCACCUCAUUCACCUGAUGCUUCACCUCCAUCAGAGCACAAUUCACUAUCGAAUAUUUAUUCUCAAACUACAAUGUUACCAAUGAAUAGUCUGAAUAUGUACGGUGCACAUUUCGGAACUUAUUAA